This is a messenger RNA of Cynocephalus volans (Philippine flying lemur), 3722 nucleotides long. Its product is annotated as protein O-glucosyltransferase 3. Bases 127 to 1656 code for a protein of 509 amino acids. Lineage: Eukaryota; Metazoa; Chordata; Mammalia; Dermoptera; Cynocephalidae. Gene Ontology annotation, molecular function: glucosyltransferase activity; protein binding. The record is from RefSeq and is a predicted model, not a curated record. Gene Ontology annotation, cellular component: endomembrane system. The transcript has 8 exons.
GAGCCGGGGGCGGGACGGCGGGCGGCCGCCUACAGGCCCGCCCCCGGGUGGGCCCCGGCCUGGGCCCGCGGCACUCCCGUCCCCUCCCCGCCGCCGCGGAGCUGGACCGCUGCAGCCCCGCCGACCAUGCGCCGCCUCCCGCCGGCCCUGCUGCUGCCGCCGCUGCAGCUCGCCCUGCUCGUGGCCGCCGGGGCCCCCGAGGCGCCGGUCAGCGCGCCGCGGAGCCUGGUGUGGGGGCCCGGGCUGCAGGCGGCCGUCGUCCUGCCCGUCCGCUAUUUCUACGUGCAGGCGGUCGACUCGGAGGGCCAGAACCUCACUCGCUCGCCCCCAGGUCAAACACUAUUUAAAGUAGCAGUGAAAUCUCUUUCACCUAAAGAGUUAGUCCGGAUUCAUGUUCCUAAACCUUUGGACAGGAAUGAUGGAACUUUUUUGGUGAGAUAUAGGAUGUAUGAAACUGUCAGUGAAGGGCUGAAGAUAGACAUCCUUUAUGGUGAUGAACAUGUGGCUCAGUCUCCCUAUAUUUUGAAAGGUCCAGUGUACCAUGAGUUCUGUGACUGUCCAGAAGAGGAUCCUCAGGCCUGGCAGAAAACUCUUUCUUGUCCAACCAAGGAACCACAGAUUGCAAAAGACUUUGCUUCCUUCCCCAGCAUUAAUCUCCAACAGAUGCUAAAUGAAGUCCCCAAAAGGUUUGGGGAUGAGAGGGGUGCCAUUGUUCAUUACACAAUCCUCAAUAACCUCAUUUACCGGAGAUCUUUAGGGAAAUACACAGACUUCAAAAUGUUCUCCGAUGAGAUUUUGCUGUCACUGGCAAGAAAGGUCCUUCUCCCAGAUUUAGAACUUUACGUUAAUCUUGGAGACUGGCCCUUGGAGCAUCGAAAAGUCAAUGAAACCCCUGGCCCUAUUCCUAUCAUUUCAUGGUGUGGCUCUCUGGAUUCAAGAGAUGUUAUCCUUCCAACAUAUGACAUCACGCACUCCACACUUGAAGGAAUGAGAGGUGUUACAAGUGAUCUCCUCUCUAUUCAGGGAAAUACAGGGCCUUCCUGGAUCAAUAAAACAGAGAAAGCUUUCUUCAGAGGUAGAGAUAGCCGAGAGGAAAGGCUCCAGUUGGUACAGCUGUCCAAAGAAAAUCCACAACUACUAGAUGCAGGAAUUACAGGAUAUUUCUUUUUCCAGGAAAAAGAAAAAGAGCUUGGAAAAGCCAAGUUGACAGGUUUCUUUGAUUUCUUCAAGUACAAGUAUCAAGUGAAUGUGGAUGGGACCGUGGCUGCUUAUAGAUACCCAUAUCUCAUGCUGGGCGACAGUCUGGUUCUGAAGCAGGACUCACCAUAUUAUGAACAUUUCUACGGGGCACUAAAGGCUUGGAAACAUUAUGUUCCAAUUAAAAGAAAUCUUAGUGAUUUACUAGAGAAAAUUAAAUGGGCCAAGGAAAAUGAUGAAGAAGCCAAGAAGAUUGCAAAAGAAGGGCAGUUGACUGCUAGGGACCUACUACAGCCGCACAGGCUUUACUGUUACUAUUACAGUGUACUACAGAAAUAUGCUGAGCGCCAGUCCAGCAAACCCGAAAUACGUGAUGGAAUGGAACUUGUUCCUCAGCCAGAGGAUAACACAUCCAUCUGCCAGUGCCACAGGAAAAAGCAUUUAAGAGAAGAGCUUUAAGUAAGCCCAGAUUCCUACUUUGGGGUUUGCCAGCUACGUCUUUAUGAGAAGCCCUAAGAUAGAAUCUAAGCUGUGAAGAACAGUACAGAAGACUUUACCCAGUGCACCAUCUCUCUUGGUGGCUUUAUAUAAUGUGGAUGGAUAUAGCAGUAUUUGAACAAGUAUUACCAAAUAAUCUUUGGAUAUUAAUUUCCUUUGAGUAAAAACUGCUAUUAUCAGCAUCACAAUGACUCUAAAAAGAAAACUUGGGCAUCAUAGCAGAUAGAGAGGCUUGCCAAAAUAGAAAUCACCCUUAAUGAAACUGCUUACAUCAUAUUUAUUGGUUUAUUUCUAUACCUUCUUCACUUUCCCUCUUCCGCUUCCAAUUGUGAAGAGAAAAAUCUUUGUGUAGGGUUUGUUUGUUUAUUUCCCCCUCACUGCAUAAUUUCUCCUGUUACAAGCUGCUUUUGUUGUUUGGUAAUGGCGGCCUCCUCUUGGAAGGUCUGAUGGGAAUAAUUAAGGAAGACUAGAUGACUCUGCUAUUAAAAGUAGCAUGGACACUGUGGAGGGAAUAUUUUUUAAAGCACUGAUCAUAUCUUUUUAACUAAAAUUUUAUCAAGGCCUGAGACAAAAUUAAGGAGCUAUUGUGCCUUAAGCUAGUAAUUCCCAAUGUAUCUGGGUUAUAUACCCAUCAAGAACAACACAGUUAUUAAUGUAGAUGAAGGUAUCCUAAACGCAUCAUUUAUUAUCUAUAUAAAAAUUUAGAUAAAAGAUAGCUGUAGUCAGGUUGGGAUCUUUAAUUCUUUCUAACCUUGAAAAGGGAUUCUUGAAAAUAUUGAAAACCCCUACAACAAGCUUCAGGAAUCCUGCUAUCUUGGGUUUUGCUAAUAAGCUUGCAUCAGAGGCAAACACCCAUUCCUCACUCCACCCUUCCUCUAUUUCAGUCAGUUUCAUUGCUAAGAUUAAGAAAUUGGAAAUUUCCUUGCUUUUGAGGACAAGGUCAAGACUUACAACUCGUAGCCCAGAAAUUCAUUACAUACUUCUUGUAGUGCCGCCAAUCUAAGAUUUAGUUCACUAACACGCUCUAGAACAAGAGCUAUCCACACUCCCAAUUUAAAAAUGUUUACUUCCCUGAUUAAAAUAUUUACUUAAUCUGGAAAACAAUGUAAUCACUUUAAAGCAGUCAUAUUUAUUCUUUUUGAAGAACAAUAAAAACACAGGAUUUUUUUUAGCUAGACAAAAACAAAACCAAAUUUUGGAACAGUGUAAUGAAAGCCAAGUAUCCAAGGCAAACUCUAAUACCCAUCAAUUGUUCAAAACCAUAAGUGCACAAAUAUAAAAUAAAGAGCAAGCUGUCCUGAGACUGUAUCCUAAUGAAUCCAUGUCUUACAUAUAUUGUACAAAGAGUUGGGGCUUGUCAGAACUGGGAUUUUGGCAAGAAAAGUUGCUUUCCUCAUACUUCUCUGUCCUCCAACCCUAGGUCCUGAUGGCUAAUGGCAUUUUGUUAGAAAUAUCUUAAAAUUUUAAAAUUAUUAUAACUUGCUGCCAAACGAGCCUAUUAGUUAAAAGCAAGAUGAGACAAACCAGACAGCUUCAGGGAGUGGAAUAGAAAAGAUGUGCUGGAGAAAUAAAGUGGAAAACCUCAAGAAAUUCUAUAGAGAGCAAGCAGCCUUAGUCUAGGUAAUCCUCCACCUCACUAACUCUGCCAUAGACUUUUUAAAAAAACGGUUUUUUAAAAACUUUUUAAAAAAAGUUUUCCAUGAGAGUGUUCAUUGAAAAACAAGUUACAGAACAUGUAUAAUGUAAAACCAUUCAUGUAAAAAAAAAAAAUGUAUCCAUGUGGUUGAAAGUUUGGAAGGAGAUUCACCAAAUCUGAGGAGAAGAUGGAGAGACGGGAAUUUUUACCUUUUGCUCUAUACCUUUCUAUAAUACUUAAGUUGUUUUUACUAUACGUAUGAAUAUAAAGUUGUAAAAUAAAGAAAAAUGCCAACCUGGGAAAAUAAAUGCACAAAAGAUAUAAAUAAGACAAGAAAACAGAUAUUUAUAUUUUUCAUUAUGCUGUUUUUAAAUCUAUGUCUGGAAUUUUA